UGUCCGGCUGGAAAUUUCCCCCCGGUGACGAGGAACGACUGGUGGAUUAUCUAUCUGAUGUGACGGCGGCCCAGCCCGAUGGCACUUUUCUGUGCAUUCGCGAAGCAUAUGUACAAUGUCUCAUCUUUCUCAGGACCGGUGAGACCAUGACAAGAUGUGCGUUGGGGGACAGCCAAGUCUGUCUGGCUACCCAACUAGCCCUCAUCGAUCGUUGGCUAGGGCAUAACGCCCCAUACGAAAAGAUGUGCCGGCAAAUAGCGCUUAGUACAGUCACGACCUUAAUGCACAAUAUCCUCCGUGACGAGACGCCAUUAUCUCCACCUCCCGCUGCUCCACCGGCAGCACACUCCAGCCUGGCAAGUGGUAUCCCAAAGCCAACGAGUUUGCAAUGCCAGCUCUGCAUUAAAAACUCAUGAAGAUCAUCCGCUGGUUUGAAUGGUGCUGCGACACGCUUGGUAUCUUUUUCGACAAUGGUACCGCUAUGCCCGGCAAAUUUGACUUGCUUCUGGACGAAAUAAGAGAUCGCGGGGGGAGCACGGAGGACGCGGCGGCCUCCGUCUCGCGGAUCAAGGAGUUGCUAAUCUACAGAUAUCGGAUAUUCAGUCGACUCUUUUGCUCGGAAAGUGGGGAAAUGGGUAGGAUUCAGCUUGAGGACUUCACCGCGAAGCUCAACGACGCUAUAGCGGUGCUAGGCUUGGAUUCAGCUUCACGUGCUUCUGCCAUUCCAGGGUUAGAGGACAGCAAAGGGACGUACUCGUCCCUCGAGGACAUCCUGCACCUGCUCCACAAAGCCAUCCGGAUAUGGGAGUUAGUAGAGCCUACGCAAACAUUCGGAAGCCAACAGCUGGCACCGACAACGAUGAUGGACGACAACUUCGUCAUCCCUGCUACAGACCUACACCCAUUAGACGAUCUUUUUACAUAUCGGGCUCUGUUGAUGGCUACUUUGUUAUCAAUGCCGGUAGAUACGAGCCCACUGCUACAAAACGAAAUGUAUCAGCAGAUGGUUCCAUUUCUAUAGGCACUUUGGUCGUCAAACGGCCGGGGUCAGGAGGAGGAAAUUCUGUCGUUGACGAUAUCAGGUGAAUAUUAACAUGGGACGAAUCUGGGCGCACCAAUUUCUAUUUUCGUAAGGUAUCUUAAAUGAAGUACGUAAUAUUGCUCACC
Molecule: messenger RNA, 1167 nt
Organism: Canariomyces notabilis
Lineage: Eukaryota; Fungi; Ascomycota; Sordariomycetes; Sordariales; Chaetomiaceae
Exons: 1
Coding region: 413-1021 (202 amino acids)
Source: RefSeq, a predicted model, not a curated record